CCCUGUGCCUGGCGUCCUUGUGGUGCAACUUGUCAGGAUUCAUUUCCCUUUCCAUGGUCUCUCAAGAAAUUCAGACUCUCCUCAAGUCUACGAGCUUGGAUUAUCCAAAGCAAGAGGAAGUUAACUAUCUGGAUUCCAAGUUUCAUAGUGUGGAGGAUCUGGUAGGACUCCGGGGAGAACUUUCGGAGGCUAAGCGUUUGCACUCUGAGCUGACUUCCAAGCUUAGCUCUUCACAAGCUAGGUUCAAUGAACUGGUCGUCAACACGCGGGUUGCCGCAGAGUCUUACAUGCACACCGCACAAGGGCUAUCACUGAUAAGACACUCGCUUGCUGACGAGCUUAGUGAAUUAUUACAGCGUUUGGCAUCGGUUUCAUCCUAUGGACUGGCUCCCACCGUACUUGAAGAUGUUGAAGCUUUACAUUGGAAUUUGAAAGAGCUAGAAAGUAUCCGAGGUUAUGUCAGGCUUAUCGAACAUGCAUUAAGCUUGAGUGAAGCUACUAUCAACCAUCUCCGUGACAAGACCGCAUCUCAGGAUUCCAUAAAUGUGGCCACUGUUCCUCUAUACCAAGAUCUUCAAGCAUUUGUCUCAAGGGUUUCGGCCACUUGCUCUACUUCAGAGGAUGGAGACCAGAUGUUACAUCUCAUAUCAUUCUUAUCUCGUCUCCUUGAAACAACGUGGCUCGAUAUGAAACAAGUUCUGGCGUCGUGUGUUUCUGUCCCAUUUCGUCGCAAUGCGCUCCUGAUCACCAUUUCAGUCCACUCUUGGAAGCCGCAGAAGAGCUCAAAUGGCCUACACCCGUAAAUUAUGACAUGUUUACGGCCGACGUCAGGGUCAAGUUUGAAAGGUCGUUUCUUCGUCUUCUUCAAUUGCAAAGAAUUGGUGAACAAUUUGAAAUACCACAGGGACAAACCUCGGGCAUUAAAGGCGGUCUAUAUCCGUUGGGAGUGCUGGUACAACCGAUAUCCCUACGGUUCAAAUAUCAUUUUGAGGACGACCGACAAACAAACCGACCAGAUAAACCAGAAUGGUAUUUUACACAUAUCCUGAAUGUGAUACACGAUCAUCGAUCAUUUAUGGAGGGCACCGUCCAAGCACUAGUCUCGGCGUCAGGAUACACUGCUCUGAAUGCUUGGCACGAGUUCACCGUCUUGGUGCUUCCUCUACUGUCGAGAAAACUUAGGCGGACCGUACCACUGUUACUGCCUCACACUUCACUGUUUGCACAUACAAUAUAUCAAACGCUCUCUUUUGACGCGUCUUUAAUCGAACUUGGGUUCGAUGUCACAAAGACUUCCGUAGCAGGGGAUGAUUCUAAAUGGCCUGGUCUCAGCGAGGUUAUUCUCGGGCAGAAGGAAUGGUUCGAUCUGUGGAUCGAUGGGGAGAAAAGAUUCGCCGAGGCUCAGUACAAUGCAAUCAUCGGUGCCUCAGACGCGUGGCAGAUAGCAGAUGAUGACGUGGGCGUGGACUACGAUGUUAAAACUACCAAUUCCGCAAGGCGAAUAAAGGCUUUGACGGAACAAAUCACAGAACGCUACUCCGCUCUUCCAAGUUUCUCUCACCGCACCCGAUUCCUCGUUCAAGUUCAGCUACCAAUCCUUGAAUCGUAUCACGGUCGAAUAUCAACCUCACUUGAUGCUUUUGAAACCUUAUCCUCUGCCCUAAUUCGAGCUGUUCCUGGCGCUCUCGGCGUGUCUUUGGGCAUCAAGGAUGAUAAGAGCAUCAACGUAGAUACACAACGUCUCACGACUGGAAUUGACGGCGUACAGAGGCUCUGUAAAGCACUCCUCAGUGCUAUGUAUAUAGCCACUGCUUUGAAAGCAUGGGGGGAGGAGCUGUCUUUCUUGGAACUUUGGACCGAGAUCAAUCACCGAGCUGGAUUACGAGCUCAAGCGCAGGCCAAUUCCGCACUGCCCAACCCGUCCACCGAAAAUAACCCAGAGACCAUCUUCGAGGAGUUAAUUGUGUCAUAUCACAAACUGUCCCAACGCACUGAGGACAUUAUUGUGCAACAAAUUAGUUCUGAGGUCGAAGCUGCCCUCAAGGUUCACUUCAACGCUAUUUCCUCUAGCCCUAAUUCAAACACAUCGACGUCUGCUGAGGAAGUGGCACUAUCCCAGACUUUACUAGGACCUCUGGCUCUACUUUCUGCCCACCUCUCGUAUGUGAGGGCAACACUCCCCCGGUUAAAUAUGACUACCUUAUAUCGGCGAAUCGCAUCCAGGCUGGCCGAGCAUAUCUUACAGCGUCAAAUACUUUAUCGAGGACAUAUAUCUUCAUCGGAAGGAAAAGCUGCCCUUGCAGAGAGUGAGCUCUGGGUGGAGACUUGCCAAACCGGUCUCGCUGGUUCGUUGGGUGGUGGCCGAAAACGGGUGGAAACCCCCUGGGCUAGACUAGUCCAGGCUGGUAGAAUAGUUGGAGCCGAUGAGGAGACGACCUCACAAAUCACUCAUGCAACAUUCAGUACUUUGAGCCAAAAGGAGUGGGAGGAACAGAUGAUCAGCAUGAUAGGUUUUCAGGAAUUGGACAGAGAGGAGGUGGGAAGGCUACUGAGAAGACAAGAGUAGUUCAUUUAUCGAUGUCUUGACUCACGCCGUACUUAUAUCGUACAAGUUUCAUCGUAUUUACAUCGCCCCCACUUCAAUGAAUAAGGACAAAAGGGAAAAAAAAACAUACUGCAAAUACAU
This is a messenger RNA of Marasmius oreades (fairy-ring Marasmius), 2686 nucleotides long. RefSeq lists its product as uncharacterized. The transcript is spliced from 10 exons. The coding region runs from base 812 to 2566 and encodes 584 amino acids. Lineage: Eukaryota; Fungi; Basidiomycota; Agaricomycetes; Agaricales; Marasmiaceae. Gene Ontology annotation, biological process: retrograde vesicle-mediated transport, Golgi to endoplasmic reticulum; regulation of ER to Golgi vesicle-mediated transport; endoplasmic reticulum to Golgi vesicle-mediated transport. Gene Ontology annotation, cellular component: Dsl1/NZR complex. The record is from RefSeq and is a predicted model, not a curated record.